AUGGCCACCAACUCAGCAAUGUACGCAUCCUCACGGCGGAGGCAAUCACCAUUGCUAGAGGCGUUUCUAGCACCCCAACGUACGUUUCUCCUUCCAACAAGAAACUCACGUUCCCUGAUACGUAAACUCCAAGUCUUUACCGUCUUGUUCCAACACCUCGCAGAAGAUUCAAGCUUGGGUCACACGGAAAUCUUGUGCUUCAAGGAGCUUUAUCUUCUCCAUCACUCCAAGUUCCUCCUCCGCUACUGCUCUCACUCCUCUAAGAUAUGGCUCUUACUUCAAAGCCCCUCUCUCUCAAGCUUCUUCCAUGAUGUCCUCCCCGUUGAUAGUCUCUGCUUGAGCCACGACGUUAGAGAGCAAGUCAAGCUCUUGCACAAACACUCAUCAUCAAAACUCUUCGUUGAUGAUAACGACGAGACGCUAUGUAACAGACUCUACACGUUUCUCAACGAGUUUGAGAACGCGAGUGUACCAAACUCUGAAGAGCUAAGCUUCUUCUUCGUGGAGAAACUUGGGAUCAAAGAUCCUAUAAGCUACAAAAGUGAGACAGAGUUUCUUGAAGAACAGAUCAAGAGCCACGGUUGUGACCUGGAACCUACGAGAUCAGUGAUUAACGGUUUCAUAGAUAUCACACGGUACGUCAUGUUUCUCUUAUUCAAGAUUCAAGAUGGUGACGAAUGGAGCGUUGACAACAUGAAGAAACAGAGGAAAGGUUUGAUCUCUGAGGAGAUUGAGAACACGGUUACAACGCUUCCAAAGGAUUUCACUUGCUCCAUCUCUCUCAGUCUCAUGAACGAUCCUGUGAUCGUUUCGACAGGACAGACUUAUGAACGAAGCUCUAUAGCUAGGUGA
Messenger RNA from Eruca vesicaria subsp. sativa (arugula), 852 nucleotides. The record is from the annotation of a GenBank genome assembly. NCBI's taxonomy places the organism in Eukaryota, Viridiplantae, Streptophyta, Magnoliopsida, Brassicales, Brassicaceae.